Molecule: messenger RNA, 330 nt
Organism: Linum trigynum
Lineage: Eukaryota; Viridiplantae; Streptophyta; Magnoliopsida; Malpighiales; Linaceae
Source: the annotation of a GenBank genome assembly
AUGCUCAACUUCAUCUGCUUCAUCGUGACCUCCUCAUCAUUCGCCGUCGUCGCCGUCGACAUCGUGCUCUCGCUCAUGCUAAAGCUCACGCUCACACUGCAACCUCCGACACAUCUUGCUCCGAGAUCUCCUCUUCGGCCACUAGUUUCUCCACCACCGAAGGUUGAAUUUCCUUCUUCUCCUAGACAACGAUUGGCUCCUCUGGCUGCGGAUUCACUGGAUUCAGCGGCGAUUGGGGAGGUGGAAUGGCAGAGUAAUGUUGCUGUUGCGGCGACGGCAGCCUGUGGGGAUGCUUGGGAUUGGGGAUUUCGGAGGAGAGGACUUCCUUGA